GCUCCUCUCUGCUCAACACUCUGUUGUGAUUUUCUCCCUGGACAAGGAAUUUCUUUUUUUUUUUUUCCCUGCUUGGCAGCACGGGGAUGAGGGUGGAUGCUGGAUCGGUCGGGGUGCUCCUUAUCCUCCUCCUCCUCUCCAUCCUGUGGUUCCUGGUCUGGAGAAGUGAUAAGAAGAGAAGGCAGCUGCCUCCGGGACCGACCCCAUGGCCCAUUCUGGGCAACCUAUGGCAAAAGGACGUCCUGCCCCUCUACAAGACGUACGAGAAGCUCAGCAGCACAUACGGCCCCGUCUUCACCAUCUGGCUGGGGCUGAAGCCAGCGGUGGUGCUCUGCGGGUACAAGGCGGUGAAGGAUGCUCUCCUGGGCCUCUCUGAGGAGUUUGGAGGAAGACCUGAGAUACCCGCCCUGGUGCAGCUAUCGAAAAACUACGGUUUUGUCUCCAACAACAAGAAGAAGUGGCAGGAGCUGCGGAGGUUCACGCUCAGCACCCUGCGGGACUUCGGGAUGGGGAAGAGCUCCAUGUCACAGCGGGUGCAGCAGGAGGCCCAGCAUCUGGUGGAACUGCUGGCAAAACUUGAAGGAAAUGCUUUUGAACCGAUGAUCGUGUUCAGACACGCCGUUGCCAAUGUGAUCUGCUCCGUCGUCUUCGGGAGCCGUUACAGCUACAGCGACACGGCCUUUCUGGAGCUACUGAACGUGAUCGGGAAUUAUAUCAGCUUCUUCCUCUCCCCCAUCGCCAUGGUCUACAACACCUUUCCCAACAUCAUGCACCACCUCCCGGGGCCACACAGGAAAGCCCUGGCCAAGUGUGAGAAGCUGAAGGACUACAUCCGAGAAAGAGUCGAGCUUCACAAGCUGACGCUGGAUCCCAGCUGCCCUCGGGACUACAUUGACUGUUUCCUCCUGAAAGCGGAGAAGGAGAAGAGCAGCCCAGAGAACAUGUACAGCGACGAAGACUUGGUCAUGUCAGUAUUCAACCUCUUUGGUGCUGGGACAGUGACCACUAGCAACACACUGGUCUUCUUCCUCUUGAUCCUGGCAAAAUACCCCCAUAUUCAAGCCAAGGUCCAAGAGGAGAUCGAUGCGGUGGUGGGCGCCGGCCGCGCUCCCAGCACGGAGGACAAGCUGAGGAUGCCGUACACCAACGCGGUGAUCCACGAGCUGCAGCGCUUCCACAAGACCCGCAUCGAGAACUUCCCGCGGAUGACGACACAGGACGUCUUGUUCAGGGGCCACACCAUCCCCAAGGGCACCACUGUUAUUCCUGUAUUUUCUUCCGUGCAUACGGAUUCAACCCAGUGGGAGAACCCCAAAGAAGUCGACCCAGGCCACUUCUUGGAUGAGAAGGGCGAGUUCAGGAAGCGCGAAGCCUUCAUGGCUUUCUCAGCAGGGAAGCGGAUGUGCCCAGGAGAAGCCCUGGCCCGCAUUGAGCUCUUCCUUUUCCUCACCACGCUGCUGCAGAGCUUCACCUUCCAGCUCGCCAUCGAGUCCAAGGAGACGGAUUUAUUCUCCCUGUGGCUCGAAAUAGAGAGGAGGGCGAUACCGUGCAAGUUCUUCGCUGUUCGGCGCCUGGUGUCCUCUUAAGCAGAGAGCAGC
Messenger RNA from Tauraco erythrolophus (red-crested turaco), 1598 nucleotides. RefSeq names its product cytochrome P450 2C5-like. Gene Ontology annotation, biological process: epoxygenase P450 pathway; xenobiotic metabolic process. Gene Ontology annotation, cellular component: intracellular membrane-bounded organelle; cytoplasm. Gene Ontology annotation, molecular function: heme binding; arachidonate epoxygenase activity; oxidoreductase activity, acting on paired donors, with incorporation or reduction of molecular oxygen, reduced flavin or flavoprotein as one donor, and incorporation of one atom of oxygen. Lineage: Eukaryota; Metazoa; Chordata; Aves; Musophagiformes; Musophagidae. The record is from RefSeq and is a predicted model, not a curated record.